Microplitis demolitor is the source of this 885-nucleotide messenger RNA. RefSeq lists its product as uncharacterized. The record is from RefSeq and is a predicted model, not a curated record. Lineage: Eukaryota; Metazoa; Arthropoda; Insecta; Hymenoptera; Braconidae. The coding region runs from base 1 to 885 and encodes 294 amino acids. The transcript has a single exon.
AUGAAAUUAUCUCAGUGUGAAAUUUGGGCUGGUGAUGGCACAUUCCGAUCCGUACCUGCUUUAUUUAAACAAUUGUAUUCAUUGCACGCUGUCAUUGAUGAACACACACUACCGCUCGUUUAUAUUUUGUCAUCACGAAAAUGUAAAACUGUAUAUCAACAAAUUCUAGAAAAAAUUAAAGAAUUGCUGCCUGAUAAUAUCAAGUUAUGUCGAAUGUUGACUGAUUAUGAAUUAUCAUUUGUUAAUGCAUUUAAGAAUGUAUUUAUUGAUGUCCAUAUAAGCGGAUGUUUUUUCCAUUAUACUCAGUGUGUAUGGCGAAAUGUUCAGGCCAAGGGCUUACAUGAAUUGUAUGAUAAAAACAUUCGUAUUGCUGAAAACAUAAGAAUGCUGAUGGCAAUUGCAUUUGUGCCGACUAAUGAUGUGAUCGCUGCUUACAAUGAACUCAUAAAAUCUAAAGGUUAUAUUCAAUAUGAAAACGAAUUAAGUGAGAUAUUAGAUUAUUUCGAAUCAACAUGGAUCGGAAUAUUAAAACGAAAUAAAGUUGAUCGAAAUGAGCCAUUAUUUGAAAUUAAAUUGUGGAAUUGUUAUAGUAGCGUAUUAAAUGAUGAAACUCGAUCUAACAACGGUAUUGAAGGUUGGCAUCGUUCUUUUAAUGCUCUAGUUCAAGUUCAUCAUGCUAAUAUUAUUAAAUUUGUUAGUGCACUGAAAUCUAAGCAGACGAUUCUUGAAUUAAAGCUGGUACAACUAAAUACUGGUGUACCUCUGCCUAAACGACGCUGUCAGUACCACAAUCAUGAUGCUCGCCUAAAAACAAUUGUUACCGCAUACAAUCCCAAUAUGAAGUUGCAAUACCUAAAAAAUGUUGCGGGUGUAUUACGGCUUUAG